AUGGCAAAUAAAUUUGUUCUCGUCCCUCAAGAUAUUUACAGAGGACUUACAACUUAUGAUACUGGCGAACCAAAUAUAGAUUUUGCUAGAAGAGAGGUUGAAGGAGCUAAAAGUAAAAAGAAUAGGUCUUCAGUAAAAAAUAUUCAUUACAAUCAGGAGCUGAGGCGUUAUCUAACUAUGAGGAAUGAACGAGAAAAUCGCCCUGUUAAGGUCGAGCUCGUUGCCUCUCCUAAAGGAGCUAUCAUGAGUCAAAAUUUAGUCCAUCCUUCAACAAAUAUCAAUGAAAAUGAUGACGAUCUGUGGAUGAGCGAUGAUCUUUCAUUCUCGUCAUAUCCAACACAGCCUCCUAAUAGAGCAUAUAAUCUUGUUCCUCCUCCUUCUAUUCCAUCAUCCGAGCAAAAUUACGAGGCUCUUCAAUUGCCUUCGCCUCCUAUUUCUCCUACACAACCAAGUACCUCUAAACCUAAAUAUAAUAUCAAUUCUAAGAAGUUAAGAAAUGUUUCAAAAAAUAUUAAAAAGAGUAAGAAACCAAAGAAGAAAGGAAAGGCCAGAUAUUCUUCCUAUAUUGAAAAUGGGAGCAAUACUAAUGAAGAUAUUCCAUUACCUCCUUCUCCUCCUACUAAUGAAAAUAUCCCAUCAACUCCUUCUCCUCCUAUUCCUCUCCAAACCAAGAAGAGAGAGCAAGAUUCAAAUAACAAUGAAGGUGUUAAAAGAAGAAAGAAUACAUAUGAAAACAAAGAACUUAUGGCUAGACAAAUAGAAACAGCGCAAAAUCAAAAGAGGAAAGAGCUAUUACAGAGAAGGAAAGCUGCUCAAAAUGUUAAAGUACCACUCGAUCAUGGAGUAAUACAACAAAUGCGUCGCGACGAGGUGGCAAAUUUACUGAAUAGAGCCAACAAACCUCGUCAACGUCAUAGAAUUAUUAGAGAUGGUAGAUCUCCCUCACAUCCUAGACCGCGACAACUUUUUAAACGGAAAAGGGAGGGUUCUCCAGAAAGGGAGGAGAAACGAAUGAGAAGAACUGUUUCAAAGAGCCAAUCAGAAAGGGCGGGUCGUUUAUGGGCAAAAAACCUUAUUAAAGCUAGAAAUAAAGAAGCGAAUUCUUCGAGAUUUAAACCAUCACUUUGGUAA
Molecule: messenger RNA, 1131 nt
Organism: Meloidogyne enterolobii
Lineage: Eukaryota; Metazoa; Nematoda; Chromadorea; Rhabditida; Meloidogynidae
Source: the annotation of a GenBank genome assembly